Messenger RNA from Spodoptera frugiperda (fall armyworm), 6771 nucleotides. RefSeq lists its product as uncharacterized. Gene Ontology annotation, biological process: telomere maintenance; DNA repair. Gene Ontology annotation, molecular function: DNA helicase activity. The record is from RefSeq and is a predicted model, not a curated record. The transcript is spliced from 2 exons. The coding region runs from base 1407 to 6245 and encodes 1612 amino acids. Lineage: Eukaryota; Metazoa; Arthropoda; Insecta; Lepidoptera; Noctuidae.
UUAUCUAUACUAAUAUUAUAAAGCUGAAGAGUUUGUUUGAUUGUUUGAUUGUUUGUUUGUUUGUUUGAACGCGCUAAUCUCCGGAACUACUGGUCCGAUUUGAAUAAUUCUUUUUGUGUCGAAUAGUGCGUUUAUCGAGGAAGGCUAUAGGCUAUAUAACAUCACGCUGCAACUAUAAGGGGCGAAUUAAUAACGAAAAAUGUGGACAAAACGGGGAAAAUUAUUCAUUCUUCAGGGCUUCUAUUGCGUGCGCUGCGAAAACGGUUCAAGAUACGAAAAAUAUAUGUAUGAAAGAAUUAUUCCUCUUAAAAUGAUCUAAAAAAAAGUCCGCGACAGUAUAUGUCUAUCUUUUAAGGUUACCUUAUUAGAACCGUUUUUAGGGUAAUCAAAUAUGGUCGAAUUUAAUGCAUUAUUUGUAAGAGUUGUAACAACGUAAUAAUAUUAAUCUUUAUCCAAAUAAAUAUGUUAUUGAUUAAGAGUAUUUAAUUGUGAACAAUAUUGUCUUUGACGUCAUUUAAUUUCAAUGAACACCUUAAAAGAUAUUACAAUUUUAAAAUAACACCGACAUAAAAUCACCCGCGCCGCACGAUGUUCAAAACAUGUCGCUGCAAGGAGCAGAGGCGUGGCGUGCGAGCGACGCGGAGAGGGGGGUGUAGCUCAGCGAGGUACCAUGCCGCGCGGCUCAUACGCGCGGUCGGCUCCUUUCUGAACAGUUGUAUGCAGCGUUAUUUGUUUCUGCGAUAUAAUAUCGUCGUGUAUUGAUACUUUUUAAAUACUAUUUCAUUUUGUUUUAAAGAUAAUAUUUUGGUUCUAAUAAUUUCACAAUUAUUAACACUUUUUUAGUUUUAAUGUAGAUAAUAAUUAAUUAUAAGUAGGUGUCAUAGCUUUCUUUAUAGUAUUGUUUGUUUUAAGGAUAGUAUUUUGUUUCUAAUAAUUUUGCAAUUGGUUCUAAUAAUUUCACAAUUAUUAACACAUUUUUUUAGUUUUGAUGUAGAUAAUAAUUAAUUAUAAGUAGGUGUCAUAGCUUUCUUUAUAGUAUUGAUUGUUUUAAUGAUAGAAUUUUGUUUCUAAUAAUUUAGCAAUAAUUAACAUUUUUUUUGUUGUAUAUAAUACCCGUAAAUUGGUGUUAUCUACAUAAAUAUUCUUAUUAGGUAAGGUUUUAGUUUAAGCAUACAGUUAUAGUUAUAAGUACGGUUAUUCUUUUGACAUAGGUUUUAGUUUAAGCAUACAGUUAUAGUUAUACGGUUAUUCUUUUGACAUAUUAUAUUUUAUUAGAUUUUCAUAAGUACAAAAUACAGGUAAAAAUAAUUAGGGUAAUUAUUUACUUUACUUUUGUUUUUUUUUUCUUGAUUACGAGUUACGGUUUGGUUAAGUUUUCAUUCCUACGUUCUUUUUUCGUCACUAUAAUGCCUAGAAAAAGAUCUCAGCUUUCUCGGCAGACUGCUAAUGCAAAGCGGCUGCGAGUUUCGCGCAGCAAUGAAACAGAGGACGAAAAUAUACUUAGGUUGGCUACUCAACGGGCAAUCAGUGAACAAAACCGUGCUAAUGAAUCGAUCAUAGAACGUUCGCAGCGUCUAGCCUCACAAAAUGUCCGAACUUCGACGAACCGACAACGGGAAUCAAGCGCUGAACGUUCUCAACGUUUGAUCUCGCAGAAUUCCCGAACUUCGACAAACCGACAACGGGAAUCAAGCGCUGAACGUUCUCAACGUUUGGUCUCACAGAAUUUCCGAACUUCGACAAACCGACAACGGGAAUCAAGCGCUGAACGUUCUCAACGUUUAUCCUUACAAAAUUCCCGAAAUUUGAUGAACCGAGAACGGGAAUCAAGCGCUGAACGUUCGCAACGUUUGGUCUUACAGAAUUCCCGAACUUCGGCAAACCGACAACGGGAAUCAAGCGCUGAACGUUCUCAACGUUUAUCCUUACAAAAUUCCCGAAAUUUGAUGAACCGAGAACGGGAAUCGAGCACUGAACGUUCUCAACGUUUAGUCUCACAAAAUUCCCGAACUUUAGCAAACCGCGAACGGGAAUCGAGCACUGAACGAUCUCAUCGAUUAGCAGAGCAAAGUGCACGAUCAGCAAGAAAUAGAACUCGCAGGCAAUAUAAUUUAUUAAAUGCUGCGUUUGCUUAUGAUUGUACCAUUGACUAUACCGAGCUACAUGAUAUUGAUAUUGGCAGAAUGGAUAAGAUAUGCAACUUAUGCCAAGCAAAAAAAUGGGCGACUGAAGCUCCUGGACUAUGCUGUAGUGGUGGCAAAGUAAAUAUACCUAUAAUUCCGGAACCAACUACAGUUUUAAAAGAACUGAUAUCAGGCUCACAUCCAUCAUCAAAGCAUUUUUUAAAUCACGCAAGGCAAUAUAAUACAUUAUUUCAGAUGACUUCGUUUGGUGCCAGAGAGAUUCGUGAGGGAAACUUUAUGCCCACUUUUAAAGUCCAAGGGCAAGUUUAUCACUUGAUCGGUAACUUACUUCCAGCUGAAGGGGCACAACCCGAAUUUUUACAAAUAUAUUUUGUUUCUCAUGCCGAUCAGGUAUCCUUACGCUCAAAUUUAAAUCCAAGCUUGCAAGUCGAUCUUAUUGACGUUCUCCAAAGAUAUCUUCACGAUCAUAAUACGUAUAUUAAAAGUUUUAAAUACAAUCUGGAAAAUAGACCACCGAAUGACUUCAAACUUAUUAUUCAUGCUGAUGUAAAACCUGCUAACGAGCAUCGAGGUCGGUAUAAUGCGCCGAUAGUAGAUGAAGUAGCUGUUCUUUUAAUAGAUGAAGACAAAGGUCACCGAGAUAUUGUGUUGACUACGAGAGAUGGUGGACUUCAACGAGUUUCUGAAACUCAUAGGUCUUAUGACCCACUUCAGUAUCCCUUACUGUUUCCCUUUGGGAAUGACGGAUACUGUAUAAAUAUUCCGCAGCAGAAUACUGCUGCUAGAUCUAAAACUGUAUCGUGUAUGCAAUUCUAUGCAUUUAGACUAAUGGUGAGAAUAAAUGUUUUUAACAGCAUACAUUAUUUCAAAGGAUUAUUCAACCAAUAUUGUGUUGAUAUGGCGGCUAAAAUGAUUUCUGAGAGGCUAGACUUCAUCAAAAGAAAUCAAAAGAAAUUGAGAGCAGAAGAGUACAUUCAUUUAAGAGAUGCCGUGGUUAAUGAUGCGAAUAUUAACGCUUCUAAUGUUGGCCAGCAUGUUAUAUUGCCGUCGUCAUUUACAGGAUCCCCCAGAUACAUGAACGAAAAAAGUCAAGAUGCCAUGACAUAUGUCAGGAAAUUUGGAAGACCAGAUCUCUUCAUUACAUUUACAUGUAACUCCGAAUGGCCGGAAAUAAAAAUUGAGUUAUUACCCGAUCAACAUUCUUAUGACAGACAUGAUUUAGUUACUAGAGUAUUCCAUUUAAAACUAAAAAAAAUGAUAGUCCUACUAACGAAAAAAAAUAUUUUUGGACCAUCCAUAGCUUUUGUUUAUAGCGUAGAAUGGCAAAAAAGAGGUCUACCACACGCCCACAUUUUAUUGUGGUUAGCUAACAAAAUACAACCAGAUUCCAUAGAUGCAAUAAUAUCGGCUGAAAUACCUGACAUACAACAAGAUCCAAUUCUGCAUAAUAUUGUCAUAAAAAAUAUGAUACAUGGUCCUUGCGGAUUUUAUAACCCUGCGUCGCCAUGUAUGAAAGAAAACAUUUGUUCCAAAAAGUACCCUAGGAAUUUUAUUUCUGCAACACAAACCGGGGAUGACGGUUAUCCAACCUAUAGGCGCAGGUCUCCAGAUAAUGGUGGAAACACAGCAUUGAUUCGUGUCAAAGGUACAGAAGUGAACGUGGAUAACAGGUGGGUUGUACCCUAUAAUCCAGUGCUAUCACGAAUCUUUAAUGCACACAUUAACGUAGAGUUUUGUCAAUCGGUCAAAGCUAUUAAGUACAUCUGUAAGUAUAUUCAUAAAGGUUCUGAUCAAGCCACAUUUUCGUUACAAAGUAAUAACGAUGAAGUAGAAAAAUAUCUAAAUGGUCGCUAUCUAAGUUCCUCUGAAGCGCUUUGGAGAAUUUUCCAAUUUCCUAUUCAUGAACGUUUUCCGGCAGUAGUUCAUUUAGCAGUACAUUUAGAAAAUGGACAAAGAGUGUACUUUUAUAAUAAUGCAAAUCUUCAAGAUCGCAUUAACAAUCCUUCAUCAACGACACUUACAGCAUUCUUUGAUCUUUGCAAAAGAGACGAUUUUGCAAAAACCCUUUUAUAUCACGAAGUACCCCAGUAUUACGUAUGGGAAAGAAAUUCGUUUUCUAGAAGAAAACGUGGGCAAGAUGUUGAAGGAUAUCCUGGUGUAAAAAAAGACACAACUUUAGGCCGUGUCUACAACAUUCAUCCAACUCAAACUGAAUGUUUUUAUUUAAGAAUGUUACUGCAACAUGUUCGCGGGCCAAUGUCAUUUGAACAUCUGAGGACCGUGAAUGGUGUUAUUUGCCAAACUUAUCAAGGCGCUUGCAAGGAAUUAGGUUUACUGGAGGGAGAUGAACAUUGGCAAAAUACAAUGGCAGAUGCUGUCAUAUCCGAGCCAGCCACAAAAUUAAGAGAAUUAUUUACCAUCAUCCUUAUAUUUUGCCAACCAUCUGACCCCUUAGGCUUAUGGAAUACAUUUCGUAAUGCUUUAUGUGACGAUGUAUUGAAUAGAAUGCGUAAUGAGAAUCAAGAUAUGACAUUAGCAUAUAAUGAUGAUAUAUACAAUGAUGGACUAAUCUUAAUUGAAGAUAAAAUUCAUGAGAUUUGCGAUAAAUCACUAACCGAUUUUGGGCUUCCUGUAUCGAAAAGGAUUAAUUCACUUAAUCAUCUGGAUCCGUUAGAAAUAGCAUUGCGAAAACCGUAUGAUUUAAAUGAAUUAAAUGAUUAUAUUACACAAAAUGAACCAAAAUUAGUUAAUGACCAGGUAAGCGCCUAUAAUUGUGUUAUACAGAGUGUUAGUUUUAGUGAAGGAAAAUUAUUUUUUUUGGAUGCUCCCGGUGGAACUGGCAAGACCUUUAUUACCAAUCUUAUAUUAGCAAAAGUUAGGUCUCAGGGUAAGCUAGCUUUGGCAGUUGCAUCGUCAGGUAUCGCUGCAACUUUAUUAGCAGGUGGUCGUACAGCUCAUUCUACUUUUAAACUGCCUCUUACUGUUUCUUUACAGAAAGAUAGCGUGUGCUCUAUUCGUAAAAAUGGCCCUCUGGGAAAAGUUUUACAAGAGGUCAAUUUAAUAAUCUGGGACGAAUGUACCAUGAUCCAUAGAGCACAUGUAGAGGCUCUAGAUAGAACUCUUAGAGACAUAAGAAGUUGUAACAAAAUCAUGGGUGGGAUUACAGUUAUGUUUGCUGGGGACUUUCGGCAAACUUUACCUGUAAUAGUAAGGGGAACUAGAGCAGACAUUGUAAAGGCUUGCCUUAAAAGUUCCCCAUUAUGGAAAUUUGUGAACAUCUUAAAAUUAACCACAAAUAUGAGAGCACAUUUGGGAGGAGGUAGUACAACAUUUUGUUCAAAGUUACUUUUAAUAGGAGACGGGAAAGUGCCUCAUUUUGAAAAUAAAAUUGAAAUUGAUCUAGAUUUAGGAGAAAGAGUGAGUAAUAUUGAGGACUUAAUAUUGAAAGUUUACCCUGAAAUUAGCGAAAUAGAAAAUAAAGAUCAUCAAUGGAUGUGUCAAAGGGCAAUAUUGGCGGCGAGAAACAGUAGCGUGGAUGAAAUUAAUGACCUAAUUUUAAGUAAACUUCCAGGAGACAUAUCUACCUAUACAUCUAUAGAUAAUGUAAUGGAUCAGGAAGAUGCGGUCCAUUACCCACAGGAGUUCCUUAAUUCUUUGAACCCAAGCGGCCUUCCCCCACAUUCCCUCAAGUUAAAAAUAGGUGCCCCAAUCAUUUUACUUCGAAAUCUUAAACCACCAAAUUUAUGUAACGGGACCCGACUUCAAAUCAAAUUUCUUCGCAAUAACGUGAUCGUUGCAAUAGUUUUGACGGGUCCAGCAGUUGGUCAAACAGUGCUUAUACCUCGCAUCCCAAUGAUACCAAAUGAUUUACCUUUUAGUUUUAAAAGAAUUCAAUUUCCCGUUAAACUGUCUUUCGCCGUUACAAUUAAUAAAUCACAGGGACAAACAUUUAAACACGUAGGAAUUGAUUUACGUCAAGAUUGCUUUACACACGGCCAACUAUAUGUCGCGUUGUCACGAUCUGGUUGCGGAGAAAACCAAUAUGUUCUUUUGCCACAAGAAAAUAAAACGAAAAAUAUUAUUUACGCAGAAGUACUUUAAACAAAUCUUUUUAAAACUUAAAAACUAAAUGUCUGAAAUAAUAACUGCUAAUAAAGUUGCAGCGAUACCUGACGAUGCAACUGCCAAAGCUAGCUUACCCUGAGACCUAACUUUUGCUAAUAUCUGCAUAACACAAUUAUAGGCGCUUAUCUGGUCAUUAAAUAAUUUUGGUUCAUUUUGUGUAAUAUAAUUAUUUAAUUCAUUUAAAUCAUACGGUUUUCGCAAUGCUAUUUCUAACGGAUCCAGAUGAUUAAGUGAAUUAAUCCUUUUCGAUACAGGAAGCCCAAAAUCGGUUAGUGAUUUAUCGCAAAUCUCAUGAAUUUUAUCUUCAAUUAAGAUUAGUCCAUCAUUAUAUAUAUCAUCAUUAUAUGCUAAUGUCAUAUCCUGAUUCUCUAAAAACUAAAUGUCUGAAAUAAUAACAUAAAAUGACUAUAAUUUUAAAAGCUGGGGAGGUUGUUUCCAAAAAUAAAUAUUAUGCCCAAAACAACUACUCCACGCGGACGAAGUCGCGGGCACAGCUAGUGUA